UUUAAGGGCGCUGCCUCUAGGGUUUGCAGCUGGGCAUUGUGAAUUCUCUUCAAGUUUUCAAAGUCCUGGGAAGUUUUGAUAAGCAAAUACUUUCUGAGCUCUGCUUCUCUAUUGGCUGUUUCUUCACCGCCAGAUUUUGACACAAAUAAUCUGAUUGAAAAAUCAGGGAGGGGAACGGGGGCAAAAAACAGAGAGAAAAAAGGAGAAGUAUCUAUUUCAGCAGGCUGCAACUAAGUGAAAAAGUGGAAGAAGGAGCCCGGGGAGAAGACUACGUCUCGCUGGGGGCUUGUCUGGGGAGAUAUCAAGGCAAAUCCAGGAAAGCAGAGUACCCUAAACAGGCAGUGAAUGGAAAAUGCCACGUUCCUUUUUGGUGAAGAGCAAAAAGGCUCAUACCUAUCAUCAGCACCGCUUUGUGGAAGAUGAUCUGCCUAUGUUCACAUGGGAUCCACUCACCUCUGCUUUCACUGCUGCAGGAGACAGAGACAAGACACCAGAGGAUGGCAAGAAACGGGACCUGGAAUGGGUGGUUCCAAAACAAGAAAAGGAUUCUUUUCAACCAAAGGAAGAAAGUGUCCCUGUCCCGUACCUGAGCAGGAUGCUGCCAGGACCUUCAGCUCAAGACAUGACCAUCUCAGGUCUGCAAGUCAAAGACUGCACUGGCCCAACGAGCACGCCUACCUUCUACAAAACUAGCUUUUCAUGGGAUGCUUUCCAACUGCCAUACAGCUACAGACAGAUGUCUUCCACCAUGCAAUCAGCCCUCCUGGAGCACCCGGUCAGCCUGUAUGGAAGCCAUCUCCUGCCAAGCGCUGAGCCCCCUCUGGAUUACAGCAUGCGGUACUCCUCGGACAUGGAGACCUACCACUGUGUGAAGUGCAACAAGGUGUUCUCCACUCCCCAUGGCCUGGAGGUCCACGUACGAAGGUCUCACAGCGGGACCCGGCCUUUCGCUUGUGAAGUAUGUGGCAAAACCUUCGGACAUGCUGUAAGCUUGGAGCAGCACACCAACAUUCACUCCCAGGAAAGAAGUUUUGAGUGCAAGAUGUGUGGGAAGACAUUCAAGCGCUCCUCCACCCUCUCCACACAUCUGCUGAUCCAUUCCGACACACGGCCCUAUCCCUGCCAAUACUGCGGCAAGCGCUUCCACCAGAAGUCAGAUAUGAAGAAACACACUUACAUCCACACUGGAGAGAAGCCCCACAAAUGCCAGGUAUGUGGCAAAGCCUUCAGCCAGAGCUCCAACCUCAUCACCCACAGCCGCAAGCACACCGGCUUCAAGCCCUUCAGCUGUGAGCUCUGUGCCAAGGGCUUCCAACGUAAGGUGGACUUACGGAGGCACCGGGAGACCCAACACAGUCUCAAGUGAGGGAUAGCUCCAGGUCUCUGCUGGAGGUCCCACUGCCAGUGCAUGCUUCAUGGAAGACAGCCCUCCCUAGCAUUUCCAUCCAGCACGGGGACUCUCAUUUCAUUCAGCUCACAUAGCUUCCUGCACUUUUCUGGGAAGUGACAAUGCCAUGUCAUUGGCUUUGGUGUUCUUGCAACCCCAGAGCCUUACACACCCCAGUACGUGACAAAGAAACUUGUGGGAGCUCUCACUUCUUGGUUACAGCAGGUAUCAGGCCAGAUCUGGUAUCACCUGCUCAAGUGUAAAUGCAGGGGAAUUCCUCCAGGGUCACAAUUACUCUGGAUUUACACCACGUGCAGAAUUCAGUCCAUCAGACCGACCUGACCAGCAGUGAGGUGGGAACACCUGGACUAGUGGCAGCCACAAUCUGUGCCAAGCUGCUGCUGUAACUAUGUUCUGCUUUGAUGGUUAGGAAGAUAAGGAUAGGGCAUGCAAAUAGACUGCGUUCAGUGAGUUGUUUUUAACCUGGACAGGGCUUCUGCAGAGACUUGCCCAGGUCAUAAAUUCCAGCAACAGACACCUAAAGUCAUUUUCUUUCAGUGGAGCAUUUACUGUGAUCAAGUGACAAAUUAACCGUGUCCUAUUUUUAGCUUGGAGUAGGAGGAAAAUAUUGGGAAAAAAAAUAGCUCCUAUCCCUAACUAAUAGCAAGGGUCUCUGCAUGCAUUCCACAUCCACACCCUCCAGCAAAGAUCCCUAAGCAAGUGACAAUCAGAUGAACUCCAGGGAAAGCCAUGCCACAGCACUGGGGAUAAGUUAAUGAGCUCUGUAUCUCAGUACCCUGUGAGACAGACUGGCUCUCAGAAUCCAGGCUGGGAUGUUCCCCAGUGUUGCACUAUGUGCUGGAUUUAUUGGCUUAAAUCUGUCCUGGACAGCUCUGUGUCACUGCAUGGUCAGGAAUGACCAUGGAUGUAGAUGUCAAGGGCCAGAGAAAUAUGAUUUCCUUCCACUCUUACAGGAGGAAGUGGUCUAACCCAUAUACACUGGCAUGAUAUGAGUACUUCACAAAUAUUACACAAACAUAGCAGUGGUAUUUCCUCCUUCUUGCAGGUCUAGAGGUUGAAGCAAAGCACUGGAAGAAGUAAAUAGCUGGCUCUCCUCUAAGCUCUGCUGUGUUCUCAGUACAUAACCUUUGGCAAGUCACUGCACGGAUCUGACUUCUAUUUCUCCACACCUCUUGGUGAUGAGGAAUAAUUCGUUCAGGCUUGUAAAGUCCCUUGAGUUUUUGAGAGGAAGGACAAAGUAUUAUUAUAGCAUUAAAAAGACAAGUGCUUGCUGUUGAGUGGGGCACUGCAGCAGGGCACAGACCACUCCAUGACUACAUCCCUGAACACAUGGCAUCGUAUGCUGACUCCUAUGGGAAGCAGCCUGCAGAAGGGGCUGUGGCAUUCACCAUCUCACUCCAAAUGCUUAUUAAGGAAGGCUGCCCCCACGGGCAAAGAAGCAGCAGUCUAAGCCCAAAAUUCAUUUACUGCCCAGAGAAAAGAGUUCUGAUCCUGUCCUCAGUUACACUGCUGUAAAUCCAAAGCCAUUCUCCUUACUAAGAUUUAAAACAUACUUGCCCCUGUUCUUUGCUUAAGCUGUUACUCAUUAAUACACAGCCUGGCAACUCAAAACAGAGUCUGUACUCCUGGCUUGUCCUUGCACACUGUAAAUAUGUAUUUAUACUUAUUCUAAUGUAUAUUUUUAUUGCAAUACACCAGACAGCGACAACAUGUACAGGCCUGCUGGGAUUUAACUGAUAAACCUGUUACUUCUCAGUAGCUCUGAACACAUGGUGCUUUGUGUUAAAAACAUUCAUCUCAAGAAAGUCUUGUGCUCAGCUCUGGAGGUGCCAGCAGUGGGAGCAGAAGGGGAAAGGAGUGGGGUGUCAGCACAGCAUUGCUGCCCUGUUAAAGCUGAGCUGUUCUGUAUUUUACCAUGCCAGAACCUGGUCAGGGUAUGGGCUCCCAGGAAGGAAGCAAUGCCCAGGCCCUAUCUGUGACACCAGACACAUAUGCAUGAAUUUCAGAUAAGGUAAAACCAUUUUAGCUUAUUAAAAUUGCUGCCAAAAAUGCAAACUGUGUUUAUUAUUUCCCUCGUCCUCCUCAAAUCUGCAAACAGAG
Messenger RNA from Meleagris gallopavo (turkey), 3508 nucleotides. It is a transcript of the gene GFI1B, whose product is annotated as growth factor independent 1B transcriptional repressor. Gene Ontology annotation, biological process: regulation of transcription by RNA polymerase II. NCBI's taxonomy places the organism in Eukaryota, Metazoa, Chordata, Aves, Galliformes, Phasianidae. Gene Ontology annotation, cellular component: nucleus. Gene Ontology annotation, molecular function: DNA-binding transcription factor activity, RNA polymerase II-specific. The record is from RefSeq and is a predicted model, not a curated record.